ACAGCAGCAGCAGCAGCAGCAGCAGCAGCAACACUAGCAAGACAGUGACUAACGAAGUCUGAGCGGAGGACGGUUUCUUUAACAGCAUCUUAUUUCUGGAUAUGCCCUUACACCGCUCUUCAGCAUGCUGAGCAGGAAGGGGUCUUGUGCGGGGAUGAUGAGCGCUGCAGCCGGAGUGGACCGCAGCAGGGUCGGGGAGAGGCUGCAGGCUGCUCUGGCCGGGCUGCAGGAGCUUCAUCUGCUGAAGGACAGACAGAGCGACAUGGUGAGCUGGGCUCUGAGGAUGGACCGAGAGGAGCCGAUCACUGCUGCCCACACCGGCCCGGAGAGUCUCAUGGUGAUGGGGGCCGAGGAACAGCGGCUGGAGGCAACCCUAACAACCCUGAAGCAACAGCUGUCUCGUCUUCGUAAACAGGACGUAGGCCUUAAAUCUCACUUGCAGCAGCUGGAUCAACAGAUCAGUGAGCUGAAGCUGGAUGUGAACAAGGCUUCCACAGACCAGCUGGAGAGUGACAGCAGGCCAAGUUCAGGUUUCUAUGAGCUAAGCGAUGGUGGCUCUUGCUCAUUGUCCAACUCCUGCACCUCUGUGUACAGCGAGUGUCUGUCUUCCUCCCAGACGAGCCUUCUCCUCCUUCCCACAAGCCCUGCUAAUUCCCACAUCGGCCAACCCUUACAAGUAGACGUAUGCCGGCGGCGUUCUGCUGAUGAGAGCACUUCCCAGCCCAACCCUCCGCGGGCCACCGGCCUUCAUCUAGGCAGCAGCAGGAUCAGAGCAAGCACCGAAAAGGCUCGCCCAAGGCCUGUGUCAACAGGUGAUCUCGAUAGGAUGAUGGCCCAAGGACUGAGCCACUACCGACCUGGCGAUGCAAAGAAACCCCCAAUGUGCUCAAACCUAAAGACCUCCACAGUGGACCCCAAGUUCCACAGCAACCUGGUGUCCCGCAGUGGGACGGAAGUGUACCACUACCCCAGCCCCCUGCACGCUGUGGCUCUUCAGAGCCCAAUCUUUUCCCAAGGGGGUGACGCAGCCACACCUAGACUUCUUGAGGGCCAAGCAAAUGGUUCUGAAACCCUCCAGAGGGCGCAAAUGUUUUAUGACACCAAGACCCUGGGUUACAUUGACAAGCUCCUCCUGCGCAGCUCAAGCAAAAUCCAAAGUGACUCAGAGACUCUGCAGAGACACAGUGACUAUCACAGGAGGCCCACUGAGGUUUUAACUGCAUUCCCUGAAGUGUCUCAGAAAGAGGUGCCUGUGGUGAAGCCUCCUCCAGCACAGACCACAAACAUUACCCCACAUGAUAGCAACCAGAAGAGACACUGCAAGACAUUCCCCAGCCAAGAGCCAGCUGAUAACACUCACCACAAUCAGUCAGCGAAAGCCCCUGAGCUUUCAUACCGAUACUCCUAUCCUGUUGCCAGUAGGGAGUACAGCUCUGAUGAGGUCACCACUUUAUCUCUGAGGAAGAAUGGUAAACCCAGAGGAGAAUAUGCUAGUGGAGCAAGAAGCAAUUCAGAGAAUAGAUUUGGGGAUCAUCUAGGGUCAAUGCCACAAGAGAGGAACGGCUAUAGGCAAAGAUCUACGAUGGCCCACAGCUCGAGCGCGGAGGAGAGUCAAACCUUUCAGGUUCACACUGCCCCCACAGCUUCCCCUGAGUUUGUCCACGCUGAAUUUGUCCCUGCUGGGUCACAGAGGGUCAAGGUGAGACAGGCGGACCGUAAAACCAAAGCCCUGAAACUGAAAAGGAAAAACACAGAGAAGCCUCGAGCAAUCAAGCAGCAACAUGGCUACUCCUCUGGUGAAAAGACCAGAGAGGGCAGCGGUGCAGCAAAGGGGGAACAGAGAAGAUCAGGGAAAGGAAAAGUGACCCAGAAAACAAGCCUUUCUUACACAGAGGAGCGCAUACAGGGCUCAGGCUCUGACUCCAGCCACUGUAGUCCUGGACUCAUGAACACCUACAAGGUCCAUGCAAAGCCACAUCCAAUCCCUGCUGUCACAAAGUCCAGCAGAAGCCGCAAAAUGCAGUGCCCAGAGUAUGAUCAGCCUGUGGAGCAGAGGAAGAGGAGGCAGGGGGCGGCCAAAUGGCAGUCGGAAGUGGAAAUGCUCCAGGCCUCGUAUGUUCAGCGUCAGAGGUCCAAAGAGUCCCAGGUUCAGGCACAUGGAAGCAUGAAGAUGGUCCGCAGUAUGAGUGCCAGAACCGGCCAGUGGGUUGGACCUCCUCGCCCCUUCCAAUCAUCCAUUUCCUCUAACUCUUUCCUCCAAAAUCUCAAUGCCAGAUACCCUCCAGCAGCCUUCGUCAUGUCUUGCCACUACCCACCCAGAUGUGAGUCUGAGUACUCAGCCGAAUGCGCCUCACUGUUUCACUCCACCAUUGCAGAAAGCAGCGAGGGGGAGAUGAGCGAUAACACCACCAACCGCUUUGGUGAUAGCGAGUCCAGCCAGAGCUCCCAGUCUUUCUCGGACUCUGACAGCAGCUUGUCCCUGGAUGAGGAGGACCAGGUGGGAAGCCAGGAGGAAAAGGGCCUGGUGUGGGCUGAGGCUGCUCUGGGGCCCACCGCAGCUGGACAGCCCCUCCAGCAGCUCCCACGCCCCGAACCAUCAGCCUGCCGCAUCAAAGCUUCCCGAGCCCUGAAGAAGAAGAUCCGUCGGUUCCAGCCGGCCUCCAUGAAGGUCAUGACCCUGGUGUAGAAGUGUUCCCCCUGGGCAGAGGGAGAACUGUUGGGAAAACAGAAAUUAAGGAAAAUGCUUUCAAAACUGUUUGCAGGCCUGGUCUUAGGGCUCAGCAUAUGUGCACUGAUUGUUUUGUUCAAACUAAAAAGAUAAGUUAUGUUAUGGUUGAAACUGAAACUGUACAAAAUGGUAAAUCGUGUAAAAGCAUGUUUUAAAGGAGAGGUGUCAUGCUUUUCCGGUUAUUACCCGUCCCUUUGUGUGUUAUGAAGGUUUUUAUGCAUGUAA
This is a messenger RNA of Trematomus bernacchii (emerald rockcod), 2953 nucleotides long. RefSeq names its product dishevelled-binding antagonist of beta-catenin 2 (gene dact2). The transcript has 4 exons. The record is from RefSeq and is a predicted model, not a curated record. Gene Ontology annotation, cellular component: cytoplasm. The coding region runs from base 125 to 2686 and encodes 853 amino acids. NCBI's taxonomy places the organism in Eukaryota, Metazoa, Chordata, Actinopteri, Perciformes, Nototheniidae. Gene Ontology annotation, biological process: negative regulation of nodal signaling pathway.